AGAUUCUACUACAAUAGUCUAUAUAAACUAGCUUACAAUAUCUCACUUAGAACCAAGAAUUGCCAAAGCAAACAUACGUACUUCUCAUUGUUAAUUAAACUCCAUUCUACAGAAACAAAAAAAUGUCAUCCUGCCAAGGAACCAUGCCCGGCUGCCAAGGGAAGAAAUCAUGGCCAGAACUAGUUGGAAAAGAUGGGAAUGAGGCAGCAGAAAUAAUCAAAUCCGAAAAUUGUUUCGUGAAGCAGACUCCCGUCCUACCAGAGGGUAGCCCUGUUACUUUGGACUUCAGGUGUGACCGUGUUCGGGUUUUUGUUGAUGCAUGUGGAAAGGUGGUUCAGACUCCCGUCAUCACAUAAGCAAACACGUGCUAUGAGCAACGUAUACAAAUGUGCACUACUUAAUUUCAUGUUUUAGUAAAUAAAGUGUACCCGGAAAAUUGAUAUAUAUGUUGCUCUGUAUUAUGUAUUUAUGUACUACCACUAGGUAGUGAUCAUGAUGAAUCGACAUGAUAAUGUUUGUUUGCCUUUGUUUUUA
This is a messenger RNA of Spinacia oleracea (spinach), 534 nucleotides long. Its product is annotated as chymotrypsin inhibitor I, A, B and C subunits. The record is from RefSeq and is a predicted model, not a curated record. Gene Ontology annotation, molecular function: serine-type endopeptidase inhibitor activity. Gene Ontology annotation, biological process: response to wounding. Lineage: Eukaryota; Viridiplantae; Streptophyta; Magnoliopsida; Caryophyllales; Amaranthaceae. The transcript is spliced from 2 exons. Bases 123 to 356 code for a protein of 77 amino acids.